AUGUCCCUCGCCCAAGACUCCGAGAAAAAAGUCCCCUUGCCAUCGGAGGAAGAACUCUCCGCCAGCAUCGACCCGGCCACCAUCCCCGAACCACUCUGCACGAGCAAAGUCCUACAACGCUUCAAGGUCGUGCGCCAGCGCAACCGGCUCAUUGCCGCAACGAAGCUCCGAGACCCCGGUGCUGAAGAUCACCGGCGCCACACCGAAACGCUCAAAAGAUUACGGAAGUGGAAGGCCGUUGAAGAUGGCGGCCUCUGGGCGAAGGCGAGAGCGGUGGUGAAUGUGAAGGAGCGGGGUGCGCCGAAGAGGCCGGGCGACGAGGAAUUGAUGGGGCUCGUGUUGCAUCAUUUCCCGACGCCCGGAGAUGUCACGGUGAGGGUUGUCGACUUUUACGGAGAUCAUUCCAGGCGGUAUGAUGUGCCGAUGAGGGCGCUUAUUAGUGAAUAUAUUCAUGAGAAGCCUGAGGGCGUGAACGUUCGAUGGAUUUAUGCACCAAUUGGCCAAGGCCUCAUCUGGUCGUGCCUCCAAGACCUCUUCCUCAACGCCGGAAAAGGUCGCAAGGUCACCGCCCUAGGCCAAGGCGGCAAGGCUUGGCCCUACCUCUCCGUCGAGGCCCUCAGUUUCCGCGCCCGCGAGGACUACCAACAGUUGCGCGACAUCUACGGAAUCCUCAGCGACGACACCGCUUCCUCCAACGAGCCACUGCGUCAAUUACUCAAUGAUGCCGCACAGAAGGCGAUGGGCGUACCACUCGCCGAGGACCUGCGGUGGCGUAGCGAGCACCUAGGGAUGCGGAGCGAGUUCUGGGAUCUCGUGUUUAGCAGGGUACCGUAUCACCUCACGCAGAUGAGUACGCAGGAGACGACAGGUGGCCCGCCCGACAUCGUCAACCCGAAUAAUGCCGGCCACAUCUAUCAGACGCUCUGGGGCCACCCUUCAUAUAGGAAUGCGCAACUUGUGCGGACGAUGGUGAGGAACUACCAUCGACCUGACGGCAUGCUGCUCACGAUGGGACCCCCUUGCGGUGUUGAUUACCUCGACAAGGACUUCAACACCUAUCUCGGGCACUCUAAGAGCAGACGAGAGGAAAAUGAGGAGGCGUCCGUGUAUGCGUUCCUGUAUAAGCGCUUCGAGAAGUCUGGCACGACGGACUGGCCCGAGAAGACGGUCGAGUGGUUCCUCAUCUACCUUAUUACCGAGAUUGCUGCCGCGCCGCAUAAUAUUCGCCAAGGCAGGUCGUUGACUCGUCUGACCGUUGCGUACAAGCAAGUUGUCGAGAAACUGAAACUCCGCCGAUACGACCGCUUCAGGAGAUCCGAGUCCAUUGGUCUCGUGCGAGACUUCCUCACCUGUCAGGACGAGCUGACCUGUAUCUGCAACGUCCUUCGCGGUAGACUCUCUAUGCUCGAGACUCUCAAGCUCUCCAUUGACCAGCGCGAAGCCGAAAUGGCCCGGGAUGGCGCUGUCGACGUGGACAUACCUCCGACGACUCCUUCGCAUGAGACGAUGUGUGACUCUGCCAAAGAGAGGGUCAACUGGGCUAUUUCGCUCGUCAAGGAACCUCUCACUGUCUGCGAGGCGUUGCUCGUCGACCUCCGCCUGUCAACCGAAGCGCUCUUCCAACUCAAAUCCAUCGAGCAAAACGAACUCGCCAUCGUGGCUGACAGCCAGAACAAGGCCAUCCUCGUUUUCACCGCCGUCACAGUCAUCUUCCUGCCGCUCUCGUUCUUCACGAGCUACUUCGGCAUGAACCUCGAGGGCAUGACCGACCUUACGCGCAACGAGAAGUGGUUCUGGCAGGUGUGUGGCGUCUUGGCCUUUGUCAUCAUCUUCUUCACGACGACUUGGGCGUUUAGGGAGGAGAUUCGGACGAGGCUGUUUGGUAAGCGUAUGCCUGUUUCGCCGCACGGGACUGUCAUGUAA
Scedosporium apiospermum is the source of this 1923-nucleotide messenger RNA. RefSeq lists its product as uncharacterized. Gene Ontology annotation, biological process: transmembrane transport; metal ion transport. Bases 1 to 1923 code for a protein of 640 amino acids. The transcript has 6 exons. Gene Ontology annotation, molecular function: cobalt ion binding; magnesium ion binding; magnesium ion transmembrane transporter activity. The record is from RefSeq and is a predicted model, not a curated record. Lineage: Eukaryota; Fungi; Ascomycota; Sordariomycetes; Microascales; Microascaceae. Gene Ontology annotation, cellular component: membrane.